AUGAACGUUUCCUCCUAAUCUUUGUUUAAAAUUGAGACAGCAAAUUAUGAGACAGUUAUAAAAAUUAACAGCAUUGAAUCAAACUCAAAAUCAAAAUCAAAAUCAGAAUCAAAAUCAAAAUCAAAAUCAAAAUCAAAAUCAGAAUCAAAAUCAGAAUCAAAAUCAGAAUCAAAAUCAGAAUCAAAAUCAAAAUCAGAAUCAAAAUCAAAAUCAGAAUCAAAAUCAAAAUCAAAAUCAAAAUCUUAA
Molecule: messenger RNA, 246 nt
Organism: Insectozyma verbasci
Lineage: Eukaryota; Fungi; Ascomycota; Pichiomycetes; Serinales; Debaryomycetaceae
Source: the annotation of a GenBank genome assembly